CGUGUGAGCGACGCAGAGAGUCUUCAUAUACCGAAAGUAGUCCUUUUACAAUGGCUGGCCAGUGUCGCUUGAAACAGUGUCAGUAAAACAUUGGAUAAUAAAGAAAUAACUCUAGAAUUGUGAUCCUAAUUGGAAAAUACUUGUUUAAACUAUUUUUCUGCGAUAAUUCUUCAAACCGAUUACCAUUUUCUUUCCGCCGAGAUGAUGUACCUUUUGCAAACUCAAAAAACUUAUACAGCCAUAACAGUUACUGUGAUCGUCUUGCUACAAAUAAAUGUUUCCUGUGCUAUAAGGCAGUUUUACAUAGAUGAAAACCUUUUACCUGACCAUAUCGACAUUACGGAAACUAACGAAGACUUUACGGACUUAAACGACCAACGUUCGCCGAGUACCAAAACUUUAAAUCGUUCUGAAUUUUCAAACGAUGAUGGCGAAGAACUUCUUGCUUUAGCGGCUAAGGCCUACGGCUUAGAAAAGCAAGAUUUGUCAGCAACCAAACCAGAUCGUCAGGAUAAUUUUAAUUUUUACCGCCUGAAGGAGAAAAGAGAAUGGGAACAUCCGAAAAUCGACUUGUCAAAGCUCUUUAAGGAAGCAUUCAUUCAAAAUCAAGAAACUGAAUCUCCGAUAAUGUCCCGCCGUCGGUCGCAGCAGUUGUCCGUUUCCGGUCCACUGUCUUCACUCGCCAACAUGUUGGCAGCCGAAGGAAGACGUCGAAUGCAUGCGGAGUCCUUUCACAAUCGGAUGCGGCUCCUGGACCUCGGCAAACGAGGCGACGACCCUUUCUCAUCCGGAUCCUUCGAUAAUGACGCCAUUUCCAACCACGUUACAUCAGAGAACGAAGGCUUUGGAUUUAAAUAAGGUCUAUUCUGUUAAAGAUAUAAUGUUUUGUUUAAGAGUAUUUGAUACUUCAACAUUUUUUUAACAUCCAUAACUUAAAAAAUAGUGUUUGUUUUAUUGUUUAAAUCCGGCUCAAAUUAAUAUGGUGUUGUUUGUAUAACUUUGUGUUUCUUUCAUUGAUAAGAGAUAACUUUGUGGAGCAAAUCUGUUAUUUAUUUAACGACACUGUAUCUUUAUUUUGCAUAUUAACGCAUUUACUUCAUUUGAUGUGCCGACUACUAAUGGAUCUAAAGUCGUGUAACUCAAUCACAUUGCCUUUCUUCUUAUGUUCAUUUUCAGAAGAAAAGAACACAUUUAUAUGUAUCAUUGUUGAAGGCGUGCACAGUUUGCCCUUGAUUUUAUUUUUACUAAAAAAACAAAAACGAGUCAUAUAAUAUACUGCACAAAUUAAAUGUUAUUCUAAAGAUUAA
Molecule: messenger RNA, 1307 nt
Organism: Dreissena polymorpha
Lineage: Eukaryota; Metazoa; Mollusca; Bivalvia; Myida; Dreissenidae
Exons: 2
Coding region: 202-858 (218 amino acids)
Source: RefSeq, a predicted model, not a curated record